Amoebophrya sp. A25 is the source of this 2902-nucleotide messenger RNA. The record is from the annotation of a GenBank genome assembly. NCBI's taxonomy places the organism in Eukaryota, Dinophyceae, Syndiniales, Amoebophryaceae.
AACAAGAGGAACAUAACUAUACCAGAAGCAAAAAGGCAGCUACAUUAGGAGGACUAGUAGUUGCACCAACGCGCGAAUUGGCGAUGCAGACACAUGAUAUUUUAGCGAAGUUUUUGACUCACUUCGAAGGGCCUCAAAAGGUGAAGGAGUUGCGUCCCGCGCUUUUUGUCGGAGGUAAAGAGACACAAGCAGAAAAGAAAAUGUGGCAAGCGGCAACGCGAAUAGAAGUUCUUGGAGAAACAGGAUCCCCAGGAGCAGCUACCUCAAAUAUCUCCUACUCCAUUGCUCGCGUUUUAGCCGUUGCUACUCCGGGACGUUUUUUGCAUUUUCUUCGCGAACAACAUGAUCAACAUAGUUCGACAACGAAUGUGAAGCUGUUUGCCAAAGAUCUUGAAGUGUUGGUGUUUGACGAGGCCGAUCGACUGUUAGAAAUGGGAUUUGAGAAGGACAUCCGCGAAAUCGUUUCUUUCUUGCCCAGACAAAGACGAACAGGCUUAUUCUCCGCGACGUUGCAAAAUUCAGAGCUGCAUACCUUGGUGAAGCUUGGGUUCGCAGGACGAAACCCCGUACAGGUCAAAGUCGAAAUCAACCAGCAACAAGACCACACUGAGGUGGCCAAGAAGAGAAAGACCACGACUCCCUCAUCAGACGUGAAAGAAGCGGACCACGAGAAGAAAGAAAAUACCACUGAAGCAGCAGGAGGGAGCAGCUGCAAGCAGUUGGAGAUUCUGCCUGAGCGUCUCGAAAACCAAUUCGUCGAAGUGCCGUUUCAACAGAAGCUACCUCUUCUGUACCACCUGUUGCAGAAGGAAUGUCGACAGCAGAAGACCAUAAUCUUUUUUCUGACUUGCGCCGCUGUGGAUUUCUAUCAUAAAGCGCUUCUGCACUUGGGCGUUAGAGGAGUCGAGAAGAUUCAUGGUCAAAUGGACCAAAAGGCGCGAGAAAAAAACUGGAAAGCAUUCAAAGAAAGCACGAUUUCAACACCAGGAGGUGGCUCUUGUGAAACUGCAGCGGGAACAGGUUCAGGUUCUACUGCCGCAUCUUCCUCAGCCAAGAGCAACAAAAAGAAGAACUCCAAGAAGAAUCAACAACAGAACAAGAAAAACCAAGAACAGUGUCGUGUCUUAUUGGCGACUGACGUUGUCGCCAGAGGUGUGGACGUGCCUGAUGUCGAUCUAAUCAUCCAAUUCGACCCUCCGUGCGACCCAGCUGCUUUUAUCCAUCGCAUCGGAAGAACCGCACGAGCAGGAGCCGGUGGACGAUCGUUGCUCUUCCUAAUGCCGCAUGAGACGGCCUACGUGGACUUCUUGCGCAAUCGCGAUGUGAAGUUGAGGGAUUUGGGCCAUGAGCUUGUGGGGAAAAUCAGAAAACAGGAGAACGGAACAACUUGUACAACAGCGAGAGUAGACAAGAGGAACGAGAAAGAGGACGCCAGAAAAGAACGAGUAAACCUUCUAGAGCAAGGCGAUUCACGUCUCCCUCUCGAAGUUGCUUUACAGGAUUCAAAUAUUUCUCAACCCGUAUUGGAAAAGAUGAAAAAGCUCACUGAAACCGACCGCGCAGCGAUGCUGAAAGCCAGUGCGUGCUUUGUCUCCUUCAUCCGUGCGUACCAGGAACAUCAACUGCGGUUCCUAUUUCAGCUGGAAGACUUGCCUUUAGGCAAUGUGGCAACGGGAAUGGCCUUACUGAGGCUACCACGGAUGCGCGAAAUUCUUGGAAAGAAAAUCCUAAACUUCACGCAAUCAACUGUGAAGCCAGACGACGUGCCAUUUUUGGACAAGACAAGAGAAAAACAACGACAACUCAAGUUGGAAAAACAAAAGUAUUUAAAACUUACUUUUAGUAUUAGUUUUGGUGCUUGUUCUUUCGUCUCGACGGAUGGUUCUUCUUCUACUUUCUGUUUUAUUCACCAUCUGUGUAAGUAGUUCUGUUUCACCUCUAGAAAGAGGUCUUCGACAUUUAGUACUCUCCUGACUCUCGCAACAAUUGAUAAAUAGUCGUCCUUGAUGUCCUACUUUUUCCAAUUAUGCUUACUGUUACUGUUGUACAGCACUUAUUUCUCCCAACCCCAACAGGCAAGAAGCCCUCAUCUCGCGUGAAGAACGCGCUGCGGAGGAGCGCGCGAAGAAAAAGGAAGAGGAGAAGAAGAAGAAGGCCAAUGACAAAGUGAGAACGAGGACCGAAAAGCGACAGGCAGGCAGACGCACGCGUUUAGCAGAGUGGAAAGCUCUCCAGAUGGAAGAAUGCUUAGCCAAAAAGCUGAAGAAAGGAAAGAUUUCACAAAAAGAAUUUAAUCGCGAAGUCAAGAAGAUUCGAGCCAUGGAGGAAGAUGGGGACGAAAAUUCUGAUAUGGGAAGCGACAGCGACGAUGACUCAGAUUCCGAUAGCAGUGAUGAUGAUGCUGGGGAUAGCAGUGAUGAUGAAGAGGUCGCAGCUGGGAAGAACAAGAAGAAGCAAGCAGGCGAUUCAAAUUCUGCUACUGCACAAAGUGCUAAGAAAGCAGGUGGUAAAAAAGAUGCAGAUGACUCUAGUGACGAGGACGAGGACGCAGAAUCACAUGUUGCAGGCUCUGAUUCCGAAGCAGCGGCUCCCAGCAAGAAGCGAUCUCGAUCAGACGACAUGUCAGAGGACAAUGACAGCGAUGCCUCUUUGGGCAUUAGCGACGAAGAUUCUGAGGAUAGCGAAAAGGCAAAACCAUUGAAGAAACGAAAAAAACGCGUUGUCAAAAAGAAGAAUAGAAAGCGCUAAAUGUUCUGCCGCGUGUAAUUUUCGAUUUGAAUUCUAUGAUUCAUCCCGUCCCUUUCUUGGAUGACCCCCUCCAAAACAGGAUAAUGAAGAUGACCAUGCAUGAUAUCUCUCCCACAUCAACCUAUGAACAACGAGAUGAAGGUCAUUCUCUGAC